This is a messenger RNA of Salvelinus namaycush (lake trout), 2938 nucleotides long. Its product is annotated as gametogenetin-binding protein 2-like. Lineage: Eukaryota; Metazoa; Chordata; Actinopteri; Salmoniformes; Salmonidae. Bases 225 to 2288 code for a protein of 687 amino acids. The record is from RefSeq and is a predicted model, not a curated record. Gene Ontology annotation, cellular component: cytoplasm; nucleus. The transcript has 14 exons.
CAUACCUCCAAAAUCACGAGGUUAAGGUUAGGGACGUCCCAAUAAUCCCUGAUUGCACAGACCCUGCCCGGAAGUUAUUUUUGUUCGUACGUCUUGAGGGCGAAGGUUACAUGAAUAUUCUGCCGCCGGCACAUACACCUCUGUCGCACUUGUUUGUUUUUGUAUAAAAAAGCAACUUUUAAAAGCGGGCAGUACUGCUACCACCACGACAGGAGCUGGAAGACAUGGCGCGCCUGGUUGCGGUUUGCAGGGACGGGGAAGAGGACUUCCCUUUCCUCGCAAGACAGAUUCCCUUGUACAUCGAUGACACUCUCACGAUGGUGAUGGAGUUUACUGACAGUGUCAUGAACCUUGGCACUCACCAAAUCAACAGCUCUCAGAUGAAGCAGUUUGUUGAGCAUCACAACUUGCUGAAGCAGCAGGACCUGAACAUCGCCAUGAUGGUAACUUCCAGGGAGGUGUUCAGCGCCCUGUCCCAGCUGGUGCCGUGUGUGGGCUGCAGGCGGAGCGUGGAGCGCCUCUUCUCCCAGCUGGUGGAGUCUGGGAACCCGGCACUGGAGCCCCUCACUGUGAAGCCCACCGGCGUGCUGUCUGUCACCAAGACCUGCAUAGCCGACGCAAAGAUGCUCUACACCCUCUUUUACGUCCACGGGUCAAAGUUGAAUGACAUGAUCAAUGCCAUUCCAAAAAGCAAAAAGAAUAAACGCUGCCAGUUGCACUCCUUAGAAACACACAAGCCAAAGCCUUUGGGGGGAAGCUGGAUGGAUGUGUGGGAGCUCAUGUCUCAGGAGUGCAGGGACGAAGUUGUCCUGAUCGACAGCACCUGCCUCCUGGAGACCCUGGAAACAUACUUGCGCAAACACAGGUUCUGUACUGACUGCAAGAACAAGGUACUGAGAGCAUACAACAUCCUUGUAGGGGAGCUGGACUGCACUAAAGAGAAGGGCUACUGCGCUGCCUUGUACGAGGGACUCCGCUGCUGUCCCCAAGAGCACCAUGUCCACGUCUGCUGUGAGACUGACUUCAUGGCACAUCUCCUGGGCCGGGCUGAGCCAGAGUUCUCCGGAGGUUACGAACGCAGAGAACGGCACGCCAAGACCAUUGACAUUGCACAAGAAGAGGUGCUCACCUGCCUGGGCAUCCACCUGUACGAGCGACUGCACAGAAUCUGGCAGAAACUGAGGGCAGAGGAGCAGACCUGGCAGAUGCUCUUCUGCCUCGGCAUCGACGCUUUACGCAAAAGCUUUGAGACGGCGGUGGAGAAGGUGCAGGGCAUCAGUCGUCUGGAGCAGCUGUGUGAGGAGCUGUCGGAGGAGGAGAGGGCCAAGGAGCUGAAGCAGGAGAAGAAGAGACAGAAGAAGAAGAACAGACGCAAAAACAAGUGUGGCUUCGACAUGUCUGAGCAGGAGGCCGAGGGCAAGGACAAGAGCCUGGAUGAGGGUUCAUUAGAGUCUGUGGAGAGCGGUGGCUGCAAGGCCUGUGGAAGCCGAGAGGAGGAGGGGCAUGUCAGCUGUGUGGAGGUUGUCGUCACCAGCAACGAGAGCACUACUUCCUGCAGCUGCCCAGACAGCACCGUGCCCAUCCCGGGCUCUCCUAAAGUCAAGAAAGGUCUUUCGCCUCACAGUAAUGGGAGUGACUGUGGUUACUCGUCUAGCAUGGAAGGCAGCGAGCCUGGCUCACAGGAAGGAUGUGACGUCGCCUGCACUGAGGGUAUCUGCAACCACCACGAAGCAGGAGACUACUUGUGCGGUCAUCAAUGUGCUGAAGACAAGGAGGAGGAGGGUAUGGACAGCUGUGUGGAGUGCUGGGCCAGCUCUGAAGAGAACACCAAGGGCAAGAAGAAGAAUAAGAGAAGAAAGAACAAUGGCCUGUUAUCUUACUAUCAGGGUCCAAAUGCAGAGGUUUGUGUUAUGGAAGAGAACAGGAAAGGGCAAAACACUGCUGCAACGUCACCCGUGUGCAGAACGAAAGAGACGUGUGCCCAGUUGUGCCUCGACACUUUUUCUAGUAUCGCACUGCAGUUACCAUGUGCAGAACAUCGGAAGAACAUCAGCCAUUAUCUGGAGGAUAGCAGUGCCAAGAGUCUCAUGGAACUACUGGAUGACUCUGAAGUGACUUCAGAUGAAGAGAACUGCCUCACGCAGGAUGAGAUCCAGUCAUUUGUGGACAACAACAAGUCCUUCUACAACAACCGUGACCAGUACCGACAGCACCUGAAAGAUAAAUUCACCAAGUACUGCCACGGAGAUGCAGAUUGGUUUGCUGCUGCCACCACCAGUGUCAAUUAAUGAAUUAGCUGCUGUUGCACUACUCCACUGUCAUGAUAUCUUGUUACUGGGACAACACACAUGGUGAUUACCACCCCUCUGCUCGCACCGCCUUUUAAAGGAGAAAGAAUUCAGUAGUACAUUUUAGUGUCUUUGUUCAAUGAGCCCCCCACCCCCUCUUUGUUCAAUGAUCCCCCCCCCACCCCCUCUUUGUUCAAUGAUCCCCCCACCCCCUCCUUGGUUGAAGUACAUGUGGUUCUUAUUUUCCCACCUCUGUUCAUCCUGUCACAUUCUACCUGUUCACCUUGUCACACCGUCCUUGUUGUCGUCCGUCCCACCCUGACCAAACCCCGCUUCUUUUCUGGUCUCAUUUUGUAGGGCUGUUGGUUUAGAGCACAGUGGAUCUGAUAAUUAAGCUUGCAAGCUGUGACAUUAGGGUUUAGAUGGUAGUUGUCUUGUUGUUUUUUUGUAUUUUCCAUUUUUUUUUCUCGUUUCUUCCUCUGUGACGCUUCAUUUUAGUGGGAAAAGUUGUACCAAUAAAUGUGUACAGGAAUUAUAUAAUCUGAAUAGAUUUUACAGUGAAACAUCCAUUUAUAACAGGGUUUGGAUGUGAUGUUAAGAAGGGUGCAAUGUGUAAAAUUGACAAAAUAAAGAAUAUUUAUUAAUAUGCA